Nicotiana tabacum (common tobacco) is the source of this 1235-nucleotide messenger RNA. RefSeq names its product protein ALUMINUM SENSITIVE 3. NCBI's taxonomy places the organism in Eukaryota, Viridiplantae, Streptophyta, Magnoliopsida, Solanales, Solanaceae. Gene Ontology annotation, cellular component: plasma membrane. The record is from RefSeq and is a predicted model, not a curated record. Gene Ontology annotation, biological process: response to aluminum ion.
AGUGAGGUCAUUUCCUAAAGUUUCUUACACCCAUAAAUAUUCUCGAACUCUCUAAUAAUUAUUAUCUUUUAGUUUUCUGUUUUUCACAAUUUAGAAAUUUCUCCUCCUAAAUAAAUUUGAUGUUCAAUUUAGAAGACAUGGAGUGGAACUGGCUGAAGGAUUUCUUGAGAGGAAUGAUAAAGCCAAUUGCAGCACUUGCAGUUGUAUUUAUGGCUGUAGCUUUGUCUUAUGUACAGAAACUGGGAUUGGAAGGUGAAAUGAUUUACUCAGUUUUCAGAGCUUUUGUUCAACUAUCCAUUAUUGGUUUUGUUCUUCAAUUCAUUUUCAGUCAGAAGAAUGCUGGUUGGAUCAUUCUUGCUUAUCUAUUCAUGGUUACUAUUGCUGGUUAUACGGCAGGACAACGUGCCAAACAUGUACCAAGGGGAAAAUAUAUAGCAGGAGUUUCCAUUCUUACUGGAACUGCUAUCACUAUGUUUUUAUUGGUAAUUUUGAAUGUUUUCCCUUUCACUCCUCGCUACAUCAUCCCCGUCGCGGGGAUGAUGGUUGGCAAUUCAAUGACAGUCACUGGCGUUACAAUGAAAAAACUUCGCGAUGACAUCAAGAUACAAAUGGCCCUGGUAGAGACAGCCUUGGCUCUAGGGGCAACGCCAAGACAAGCAACAAUUCAACAAGUGAAAAGAUCGUUGGUUAUUGCUUUAUCUCCUGUGUUGGACAAUGCAAAAACAGUUGGUCUAAUAUCGCUUCCAGGUGCAAUGACAGGACUUAUAAUGGGAGGAGCAUCUCCUCUUGAGGCAAUUCAAUUGCAAAUUGUAGUAAUGAAUAUGCUUAUUGGAGCUUCUACUGUUAGUAGUAUCUUCUCGACGUAUCUAUCUUGGCCCUCAUUCUUCACAAAAGCUUACCAGUUAGAAACCAAGGUUUUCUCUUCAGAGUGAAAGUCAUUUUUCCUGUUUUUGCUCUGUUGGUCAAUCUCUCAUUUCAGUCGAAGAACUAAGUCCCUUUUUAAUAGAUUUUAGAGUUGACAACAAAUACCUUGUCAAAUGUUGCCUCUAAUGUUAUUUUCUUGGAUGAAAAACUGAAGCUUGCUACAGAUUUCUUGUUUAGAGAUAAGGUCCAUCAGAAAAAGCCUCCCAAGAUAGAGAUAAGGUCUGCGUAUACAACUAUAUAUUAUCUUCCCCAAACUCCACUUUUGGAAACUUACUGGGUUUGUUGUUGUUACUACAGAUUUAUUGUGCGUA